This is a messenger RNA of Notolabrus celidotus (New Zealand spotty), 2349 nucleotides long. It is a transcript of the gene tslig3a, whose product is annotated as family with sequence similarity 98 member A. The record is from RefSeq and is a predicted model, not a curated record. The transcript has 8 exons. The coding region runs from base 130 to 1707 and encodes 525 amino acids. Gene Ontology annotation, cellular component: tRNA-splicing ligase complex. NCBI's taxonomy places the organism in Eukaryota, Metazoa, Chordata, Actinopteri, Labriformes, Labridae.
UUUUAUACUGUUAAUAAAUCCGUGGAAGAAAAAGAAGCCGAAGUAAAACGUGUAUCAGCUGAGCUGGCUGAUGAGAAAACCUUGUCCACUUUAGUGCGUGAUUUUAUUCCACAGCGAUAAACCACUGAGAUGGAGAAUGAUGUUCUUGUGUCUCUGGAGGAUCUGGGGUACCAAGGCCCUCUGUUGGAGGAUGGAGCUCUGGACUCUGCUGUGAGCGGAGGAGCAGCUUCACCGGAGUUUAGCAAGCUCUGUGCCUGGAUCGUGUCCGAGCUCAGACUUUACUGCAAGCUGGACGAGAAUGUCCACGCUACCAACUGUCCGAGUGAGGCCGAAAGCUUCCAGCUGGAGAUGAGCGGUCUGUUGUCAGAGCUGGCCUGCCCUUACUCUGUCCUCACCAGCGGAGACCUCACCCAGAGGUUCCUCAGCAGGACCGACUGCCUGCUGCUCCUCACCUUCCUGGUGUCGGAGUUGGAGUCAUCAAGGAUGAUUCUCGUUAAUAAGCCGGAGAAGACGGCCCAGGAGUCGGGCAGCCCCGCGUUCCAGGAGCUGAAGGGUAUCUGCAUGGCACUGGGCAUGUCCAAGCCUCCAGCCAACAUCACCAUGUUCCAGUUCUUCAGCGGGAUCGAGAAGAAGCUGAAAGAAGCCAUUGGUAGAGUCCCACCAAAUUAUGUAGGAGAGCCUUUGUUGAAGAAGACUCUUGGGCCUGUGCACUUGGAAAAGAUUGAAGCCAUAAACCAAGCUCUUGUAAACGAGUACGAAGUGAGAAGGAAAAUGUUGUUGAAGCGUCUGGAUGUGACAGUGCAGUCGUUUGGUUGGUCAGACAGAGCGAAGUCGCAUGCUGAGAAGUUGGCCAAAGUUUACCAGCCCCUGCGAUCUGCCCUCAUCACCAACAGUAAAAUAUCCGUUGCUCACCUUCUUGCUGCUCGACAAGAUUUCUCCAAGAUCCUGCGCACAAGCAGCGGCAAGAUAAGAGAGAAGACUGCUUGUGCCAUUAACAAGGUUCUUAUGGGACGAGUGCCAGACAGGGGAGGCCGUCCCUGUGAGAUUGAGGCCCCACCUCCAGAGAUGCCCUCAUGGCAGAAACGUCAGGAUCCUCCGCAAGGUGGAGGACACUAUGGCGGGAGUGGGCACGGAGGAGGCAGGGGAGGCUAUGAUCACUACUCCCAAGGUGGCCGUGGAGGAUAUGAGAGAGGAGGCGGAGGCGGAGGAGGAGGACAUGGAGAAAGGGGGGGCAGAGGAAGAGGUGGGAAGGUGCAGGGAGGGUGGGGAGAAGGAGGCGGAGGAGGGAGAGGCAGUUACAAUCAAGGCCACUUUCAGGAUGCAGGAGGUUAUCAGGGGGGAGGAGGGAGAGGAGGGGGAAACCACCAAGGAGGCUUCCAGGACUCUGGCUUCCACGGAGGAGGAGGAGGAGGAGGAGGAGGAGGAGGAGGAGGAGGGGGGGCUGGAGGAGGUUACCACAACGACAACUUCCAUCAAGAUAGUGGGAGGCAUCAGGAUAGAGGAGGGGGGCGAGGUGGUCGAGGGGGCAGGGGAAGAGGAGGCCGAGGAGGAGGAGGAGGAGGAGGAGGACAAGGAGGAGGUGGGGGUUGGGGAGGGAGAGGGGGCCAGAAUUUUAACCAAGGAGGACAGUUUGAACAGUUCUUCCAACAUGGCGGGCAAAAUUACAGCCAGGCUGGCUUUAACCAAGGCAGACACUACACCAGUUGAAGACACAGUGUGGGGCAUCGCAGCAGAGUCCACUCAGAGAUGGACUGCUUACAAAUGCCUUAUCAUUUAACCUUUUCAGCAUGUUUAAGCUGUUGAAGGAGGACGUAGACUCAUACAGAUACUGCACACGCUCACUACAGACAGUUUUGGAGUUCUUGCUUGACAACAGAUGACAGUUCAAAUGUAGGACUUUACGUUUUCAUACUGGUGUGUUACUGGUUCCUCCACUCGUGUUCAAGCUCUGUUAAUGGUUUGUUGAUGAAUUGGGCUCUGCUGUUUUGACCUCAUUUGACACUUAAUUAGCCUUAUUGAACUUUAUUUUUUGUGGGAAAGACAGAAAAGUUGCUAAGAUUUGGUGUUGCUGCACUCACUAUGUAACAAACCUGAAGAGUGGUCAUCUCUAUCACAUGUACGACUCAUGAAACCCUUCAUAGCUCCGUUUGAUUUGAAGGUUACUUGAAAGUGGCGGCAUCUCUUCAGUCUUGAUUUUGUUUUUGUAGAUUCGACUGGAAUCUCCUUUGUUAUUUAUUCAGAAGAAGUCAUCAUGUUCUGCUAAAAGAAGACUGUGUGCAUACAAAUAUGGAAGUUAGAAGGUUUGCAUGGUUGUGUGAAUGAGCAAUAAAAUAUAAAAUGUAAACAUCA